Chara braunii is the source of this 7510-nucleotide messenger RNA. The record is from the annotation of a GenBank genome assembly. Lineage: Eukaryota; Viridiplantae; Streptophyta; Charophyceae; Charales; Characeae.
GAGUAGCAGCAGUAGCCGGUUUAAUGCUACGAUGGGAGUAGCGAUGGAGAGGCGCGGCGGAAUGGGAGGAGGAGGAGGAGGAGGAGGAGCAGGAGGAGGCGGUGUUGCUGCUGGUGGAGGAGGAGCAGCAGAGAUGAGCAGUGGCCAUUUGAGGUAUCGUGCGGAUUCGCCGCAGCAACAGCAGCAGCAGCAGCAGCAGCAGCAGAGUAGGCAGGUUCGUUCGACGUCAGUUGUUGUUAUCGAGCUGGAGAGUGGGGAGCAUUACAUAGUGGUGAGCUCUUCUAGUCGGUCCGACACUCAAGUGAUUGGCAUCGACCCGAUGACUGGUGCUCUUCGCUAUGUUGGAAAACCUGGUUUAGAUAACUUCCCCACGGAAGUUUCGGCUUUGGAGUUCCUUACAUGCGGCAACAGAAUCCUUCUCAAGAGCAGAACUCUCGGUUGCGCCAUCUUAGGGUACGCGGCUUUGGGCAUCAUCGGUGCGCUAUUGAUAGCCACUAAAAUCCGAGCCUCGAUCCCUGACCUCCCUGGUAGCGGCUUCGACGUCGUUCAUACCGUUACUGAGAGUCUAUGGAUCAAGAUUCCGUUGAAGUGUCCUCAGCAGCCUCUUAAACAGGAAGUCAAGAACGCAGAUGAUUUGACCAACAUGGAAAUCGAUAACAUGUAUUUCUACUGCGAGACUCGGGACAUCUCUCGUCCUUUCCCUAGCGCGCACAAUUUGGAAGACGCAGAUGUAGAGUUCGUUUGGAACGAGUGGAUGUCGGCACCGUUUAAGAGAUUAGGGUUACGCAAGCACUGUGUUGUUUUGCUGCAGGGAUUAGCAGAUAGCCGAAAAUUCUCGGACGCGAGUGGUGAGGAGCUGCGGGUGGCAUUGAUAGCGCGGCGCAGCAGGCUUCAUCCGGGAACGCGAUACAUAGCGCGCGGAUUGAACGCUGCGUCGAGCACAGGCAAUGAGGUGGAGUGUGAGCAAAUAGUUUGGCCCUCUUCAGGCGACCACCCAUCAUCGUCGUCAGGUUGGCGAUCAUCGUCGGCGGCGGGGCGGCUUACCUUCAGCACGUACUUGUGGAGGCGAGGAACCGUUCCGAUCUGGUGGGGGGCAGAGAUCAAAUCGAGCGUCCAGGAGGCAGAGAUCUACGUGUCUGACGAUCAGCCUUCUCAUGGGAUAACCACGUAUUAUCGCCGGCUAUCUCGUCGCUAUGGCAACCUCUUCUCUUCCGCUGCUUCUUCGUGUUCUACUUCUUGUUCUUCUGCUUCUGCUGCUUCUUUGUCGGCAGAUUCGAGGGAUGAUAGGAUGAUGAUGAUGAUGGCGAGUGACGGUGGAGGUGGUGGUGGUGGGGGUGGAGGGGGGGGGGGGGGAAGGGGGAUGGAGAUGGCGUCGGCGGGGAAGAAGCCGGUGAUUGCUUGCAUCAAUCUGCUGAGAAGUGCAGUCGGAAGGCCGGAAUUCGAGUUGUCUGAUAGGUUUGAGAAGGUGGUACAGGAGGUACGGUGCGCAAAGGAAAUGGAUGACACCGAUUUACAGAUACAGACGUACGAUUGGCAUACGAAAAUAAAAGCGGUGGGGGAACCAAAAACGGUGGAAGGGUUGUGGGAUGUGCUUAGGAAGCCGAUGAUGGACAUUGGGGUCUCGAUCGCUGAGUAUGUUCCUCCCCCUGGCAAUUCGCAUAGCGGGAGAGGAGGAGGAGGAGGAGGGGGAGGAGGAGGAGGAGGAGGAGCAGGAGAUAGCGGUGCUGCUGCGGGUUCCGUGCAAGGUGGAUUGGUCAUCUUGCCGAAUACUGGAUUAGGUGGGGGUGUUUUCCGCGUAAUGACACGCCAGCGGGGUGUGGUGCGAUUCAACUGCGCGGAUUCGUUAGAUAGGACAAACGCUGCCAGCUUUUUUGGUGCCGUUCAGGCGUUGGCAGAGCAAUGCAGAAGAAUUGGGCGUCCCAUAGAUUGGAGAGGCGGGGGAUUCGUUGUUGCAGGAGGAGGAGCGAAGUGGGGAGGAGGGGAAAUGAUAGGAGGUAGUGGGGGUAGUGGAGGAGGAGGAGGAGGAGGAGGAGGAGGAGGUGGUGGCGUUGGUGGUGGUGAUGAUGGUAGGCAAUGGAAUGGUGGCGGCGGCGGCGGCGGCGGCGGCGGCUACGGGCCUCUUCCUCCUGGUUGGGAUAUGAGAAAAGACGCCGUCACUGGUCGCUUCUUCUAUAUCGAUCAUAAUACGCGAACCACCACUUGGGACCAUCCCAAUCAAAAUCUCUAUCACCGGCAACAGCAGCAGCAGCAGCUCGGCGCGCUUGCGUCGUCAGUCAAGGAUUCCGCCGAUGGCGGCGGCGUCGGCGGCGGCGGAAGCGGAAGCUGGGCGAGCGGCGGCGACUUUUCGAGGAGGAAUAAGACUGCUGCUGCCUCGGAGGCAGGAGGAGGAGGAGGAGUUGAUAAUCGAAGCGGGACGACGGAGAAAGCCUGGAAGCGGUUCGACUAUAGUCUUGACCUCGUCAAGCAAUACACUUUGCCCCGCCCUCUGGCCGUCCUUGGCGAGUUGUUUCUUUUGGCGGGAGAUAUUCAUGCUACUUUGUACACUGGCUCUCGGGCAAUGCACAGCCAUAUCAUCCAUAUCUUCAGCGAAGAUGCAGCCAAGCAGAAGCGAGUGGCGGCCGUCAGCAAUGUGGGGAUAACCUUGCAAAGAAGGUACGCGAACAUGCUCGUCGACAAGACCCGGCAAGCGCAAUUGGAGAUGUUCUUGGGAGCGAGGAGGCACAAGUACUUUCCCACGGUCCCGGAGAAACCGCUGCAACUGGGCACUAGACCGUUCGCCUCGGUGCUGAAGGUGGUUCCGUUUUCGUUCCAGAUGGUUUACCCACUGAAUUCCUUGUUGAGUUCGUCGGGAUUCGGAGGCGGCGGAGGUGGCGGAGGCGGCGGAGGCGGCGGUAGCAUCGGCAGCGGGAGCAGCAACAACAGCAGCAGUUGGAAGGAUAACUGUUGGGUGUGUUCCCCCCCCCCGGGUGCGACAGGCGCAGAGGAAGCUGUCGUCAAAGUGUACAUGCAUUUGUCUGAACCUUGUCACGUGUGCCAGCUCGUACUGACGAUCGCCCAUGGGCAAGAUGACACCACCUCUCCCAGCGGCUUUGAUGUGUACGCUGGGCGGGAUUUAACUGAUCUCAAGCCGUUAUUGAAGGGUGCCGUUGUGCCGAAAUGUGCAUCGGGUACCCAGCUUCUUUACCCCUUGUUGCUAGAUCCAUCGACGGUGGACAAGACCGAUUUUCCGUCUUCUUCUUCUUCGUCGUCGUCGUCUUCUUCUUCCCCUUCUUUAUCGUCGGCGUUUGCUGCUCAGCCGGACGUCGGGUUCAUGGCGGCAAACAGCAGGCGAGGGGAAGAUCACUCUCUAGUUUGGCUUUACGACUUCAACGAACCAGAGGGACGAAUCGACUUCCUGACUCGGGUGGUUGUUGUCGUGUUCUAUCGAUCGGGGUAUCCCAUGACGCUGGGCCCUAUCGAAGUGCUGGGUUGCUCGCUCCUGCCGUCGUGUAGUCGGCCGGAUCUCCUACGCAUAGACCACAAGGACGUUGUAGCUGCGUUCUGUAAUUCCGCAAGAGAUUGGUACAGCAAUCCGGCGGCGGCGGCGAAUCCUCCUGGAUUGAUGGGAAGCAAUCAGGAACGGGGGACGGUUCAUUCUGCUGCUGCUGCUGCUGCUGCUGCUCCUCGAUCUCUUCCUCCUCGUCUUCCGCAGCAGCAGCAAGCGGUGCCCAUCAACUCUGCAGGGCCAAUGACCGAUCUACUCCUGCUUGAUGAUGACAUGGCAGGCAGCAAUUACCGUGGAGCUGGGAGUGGAAGUGGGGGGGGGAGUGUGAUCCCUGCAUCCACGCUCUCUCCAUCUCCUCCUCCUACUACUCCUACUCCUCUCAUUCCCGUCGAUUCCCCAGUUGCUUCUGCAGGCUUCGCAGGCCAACGGCCUUCUUCCACACCGUCCUUCGGUGGGACUGGCGGAGGUGCAGUGUUCGACUUGCUAUCGGAUUUCGGCAGCUUGAACGUGAAUGCAGGAAGCGGCAGCAGCAGCAGCAGCAGUAGCAGUAGCAACAACAACUGGGCCGGGACGGUGGGAUUUGGCUCAGCAAGCUCAGUGCCUCCUUCGUCUUCGUCAUCAGGAGUAGCAGCAAUACCGAGUCAGACUGCCAAUGAUUGGGAUCCGUUCGGGCUAUGGCCCUCCCCAGCACCGGCAGCGGCAGCGACAGCCGCUCCUCCUGUUAUGCCAACGAGUGGCCAUGGCGCAAUGGGUACUGCCGGAGCGGUUGGGAUCGGGAGCACGGUCACGGUCGCGACAAGGGGCCGCACGUCACCGGGGGUUGGGCCGCAGGUGGGCGCCGGUGAAGGGUAUCAUCGACCAGAUCAGGGUCAAUCGACUGCAGCCAUGGACAGAGGCCGGGUGGGCUUGAACCCCGCGAACAAUCCUAGUACUAGGGACACUAGUAGGCGACAAGCAGAAGCAGGAGCAAGAGGAGGAGGAGGAGGAGGAGGAGGUGGUGGGAAUCAACCUGUACCCUUACUGGGGGGCGGUGGAACAUCCGAGUAUGAUGCAAUGAGUAAACGGGAGAGGAUUGCAGAGUAUGUAAGGCUUGUAAAUACUUUGUCUGCCGCUGAGCAACAACAAGGUUGGGGGGGGACUCAGGCUAUGUCUUUCGUGGAUGCCAUGGAGCUGGAGGUUGCGCGGCUCCGGUUGGGACUCUCGGCAUCGGAGCGGAAUGAGGCACUCGCUUCUGUCCGCCGCGAUCCUGCCAUGGUCAAUCCUAACCGUCUGGUUAACCGGGGUGACGCCAUGGUGCUGCGGCAAGCUGCGCAGCAGCUAGCUUCCAUCACCCGUAUGGCUGUGGAGGAACUGGAGGCUGCUACCCUGGGGGGUGCUGGUAUCCCGCAAGGAGGAGCAGGAGAAGGGAGGGAAAGGGAGAGUGCGGGCUUGGCUUGGCUAUCCAAUCACCUUGUUCCAGUUCUUGGGCAGGGGCUUGCUUACGGUCCGCUGGGGAAUUGCACCCAUUCUGGAUGUGAACUCAGCAAGCGGAGAUCCGGCGGGGAUGUGCAGAUGCGAAUGUUUGUUGGGGAAGGGGGGGGGAGCGACCAAGGGGGAGGUCUUCGGACGUGUGAAGCGUGUAGGCGAAGGGUCUGCUCAGCUUGUCUGAUCGGAAACCCUGCAGGGAGUUUUGCUGGCUCGUUUGCGGGAGGAAAUGCGGGUGGGCCUAGCGGGGGUAGUGGCAGUGCGUCGCUGAGGGGGCCGCCCACUCAGCCGGCCUUCCCACCUUUGUGUAAGAGGUGCUGUCCUCCAGGUGUGCGGCAGGCGGUCUUGUUGGACAGAAUUAGGCUGCUUAUCUCUGAGCGGCGGAAGAUGCGAUUAUGCCUUGCUGCCGUACAGUGCCUGAAGCUACUGAGGGACCUUGGCUGUGCAGAUGCACCCUUGCCGUCCACGGCGGCGAUGGCUGAAUUGCGAAGGGGAUCCCCUCCCAGAGGAGGGGGUUAUGGGGUGGUUGGAGUUGAUGAUGUCAGCCCUCUCUAUAGCGGGGGGUUGACUUCGGUGGCAGAGUAUCCGUUUGCCAGCUUUGCAUUUGCUGUUCCGACUGCGGAAGGGGCUGCCCCUCCGCAGUCGCUCCUAGCGCCGAUCCGUGUUGAGCCGUCUGAUUCCCCCUCUUGGAGGGCACCAGCAGGGACUUCCAAUGUGGAGCUGGCCAUGGUGCUGGCAACGCCUGUACUUGUCUCCAGGAUUGCCUUGCUGCCAAGUCCUAGUGGCUUCUCUGCCGGGGAGGAGCCUGUCGUCGACAUCUGGGCAGGGAAUAAUAUGAUGGAGGGUGGCAGAGAAUACGUGGGUCAGUGGGAUGUCAGCUUAAGCUUGGGUUCUCAAGGUGCUGGGGCCGUCCGACCCGCCGGUGCCGGUGCCGGUCAACUUCUUCAGCAUGCCGUAAAGAUGGGAAAGCCUUGCAGAAUUGUCUGGCUCAAACUGUCCCUCAAGGAAUGGCCUGGUAUGAGCAGUGGCAACAGCAGCAGCAGCGCACGAGUAGCAGCGGUGGCGGGUAGCAGAUCGAUGACUUUGGCGACUGGCAAAUCGCUUGUGCCAGAGAGGCCGGCAACAACCAACGGCCAUUCACUGCUUGAUGCAGGGUUCGAUCUCUUGUCUUUGUCUAUGAAUGCCUCAGCCCCGCAGUCUGCUUCUGCUAGCGCCCAUGGAUCCGGAGGUACAGAUUUCUCUUCAUUGCCAGCGCCUCCCGACCUGUCUAAGCGUUGUAUACAUGCACGCCGCAUCCUGAUCCUCGGUCACCGGUUGCCAGACUGCGAGUUUGAUGUUGCUCCACUAGUGGAAGACAGGGCUCAGCCGUCCAGGUCGGUUAGGGAGCUCCCUCCGAAGAAUCGUAUUAGGAUUCAAUCGGAUGGCGAAAUUGCCAAGGCUGGUGGGAGGGUGGUGGAAUACCUGCUUCCGAUGUCCACACCGGCCAUUGAUGGCUUUAAACUGGAUGCAUUCAACUGUGCGAGAGGCAACACGCUUGUUCCUGUGGCAAACGUGGCCAAGGAAAAGUCAGCGGUGCAGCUCCUUGCUGCCGAAGUUGAUGCAUGCAACGUGCUGGCGAUGACCAUUCGUGUUAGUGCGGGGGUGAACAGGGGAUCGAUGCUUGCGUUGGAGACAGUGGGUCUGUUCGUUUUGCCUUCCACCAAGGCCGGAUCACCUCUUUUCUUCGACUUCCCGACGAAGGUGCUUGGUGCCCAAGUCCUUGUCUUUGAGGUUGGUGGUGACCUCUCAGGGCUGUCAGAUGAAUCCAUGGACGGCCCUGAUACCGAUGGAAAGGAUCCGUUGGGAAGCCUUUCACUCUCCGGGAAGAUCCGCUUGUACAGAUAUGCAGGAGCUGGAGAGUCAGGGAAAUGGCUGCAGAUGAAUGCACCUUGAUGAAAAUGCCACCACAUACGUCACUGCUGUAAAGUGCAUCCAGAUUGAGAGGGGUUAUAUUCGAAGGGGUUUGUGGGAACAUGUUCGACGAGAUGAUGUUAUUGAAGAAGAGAAGGCACUGGCUGGUUGCACAUUUAAUGCAUUUCUUCCCUGGAGGGGUCUCUGCGGGUAUGGUUAAGAAAAUGCAUUGCUGAGAUCUGCUUCAAAAGCCAGUGCAAAUUUUAGGUCCUAGGGAUGGGGAGAGGUUUUGUUUUUUUUGACGACUUUGUUUUGUCUUUCUGUUUCAGUUCUCCUUCUUGUUUCCUGAAGAGGACAACGACGGAUGAAGAAGUAAGUUGGUGGUGAGGAUGUCAGCGCAGCACACCUGUGUCCGAAUCCAAACCCCACCAAUUCUUGUGGUAAUCCUCCUCCUUUCCUAUUAUUAGCUUUUCCAUGCCGUAUUCGCUUCCUAUGUUUGGUUGAGUUCCUUUGCUUCUUUAGGAGCUGUAGACUUUCUGAUUUGCAAGAUGUGAUGGAGUAGAUGAGAGGUCAAUUUAACUCUUCCCUCUUCCCUCCUCUUUCCCCCCCCCCUCCUUCCUUUGGUUCUUUGCCUCUCCUUUUUCCUCUUAGCGAUAAAAGUAGAUGGCAUGU